Messenger RNA from Fraxinus pennsylvanica, 1482 nucleotides. The record is from the annotation of a GenBank genome assembly. NCBI's taxonomy places the organism in Eukaryota, Viridiplantae, Streptophyta, Magnoliopsida, Lamiales, Oleaceae.
AUGUUGGGAAAAUGGGUUAUGAUGCUGGGUUUGAUUGCUAUAGUAAAUACUGGGUGGUGUUUGGCUGGUUUCGAUGGUGCACGGCGACCUGACCUGAGUCGAUGUAAAGAGGAGAAGAGUGGUUUGAUUAGAAAUUGCAGGUCAGCAAUUUACAGUAGAAAUCCGGCUGCUACUUGUCGCCAAAUGACAAGAAAUGUUCAUUUUGAACGAGUUUGUCCUUAUGUUACUCCAAAAGUGGCAACUAUUAUUGAAGUUCAACGUGCGCUGAAACUAUUUCAAGAUUGUGGGAGGCAAGUUCCUCACAAUUUCAAGUGUGGAACCAUGGCUGUGACAGCAGGGUUUAGUGAUACAGCAAUUGAAAAUGGGGAUAAUCCUAGGGGUAAAAUUGGCCAGGCAAAAGUGAACAGGUACUGGCCGGGAAAAGCACCAGAGUGGGCGGUUGACAAGGAUGAAGAUGGGGACAUUAGGAUGGCAAGGGUUGCUGGGCUUGAAAAAGCGUUCCCGAGUCUUGAGGAGACUGAUGUUAUGCGGAAGGAUGAUCCGAGAUUGCGUCGUUUGGCUAAGAUUAGGAUUGAUAAUCGUGAGGAGGUGAGGGAAGAUCGUAGAUGCAUUAGGCAGGCUGAGAUUGUUUCAACGAUAGAGGAGGAAAGGAGGAGGGAAGAAGGAUUAGAUUUGGAGGAUGAGGAUGCAUUGGAGCAGAGGAGAAGAAGGAUUAGGGAGAAACUGUUGCAAAGUCAACAAGAGGAGGCAGCACUCAUGCCGGAAGAAGAGGAGGAAGUUGAGGAAGAGGAGUCUGAGUACGAGACUGAUUCUGAAGAAGAAACGACGGCCAUUGUGAUGGUGAAACUAGUUUUUGUUCCAAAAUCUGAGAGAGAUACAAUUGCCGAACUUGAGAGACUCGAGGCAGAAGAGAGGGCACUUGAGGAAGCCGAGAAAAGGAGGAUGAAAAAGAGGAGAGUAGAGACGAAGCAACUUGUGGUUGAAAAAAUUAGGGAGGACCAGGAGAUUCAGAGGAAUAUAGAGUCGGAGGCAAUUAUUGCUGACUUUGAUACUGAUGAUGAGGUGAAUGAGGCGGAGGAAUAUGAGGCUUGGAAGGCCAGAGAGAUUGCUAGGAUCAAGGGGGUUAGAGAUGACAAAGAGGCAAUGUUGAGGGAGAAGGAGGAGAUUGAGAGGGUGAGAAACAUGACAGAGGAAGAGAGGAGGGAGUGGGAGAGAAAGAAUCCAAAGCCUACUGGACAAUCCAAGCGAAAGCGGAGGUUCAUGCAGAAAUACUACCAUAAGGGUCCUUUCUUCCAGACGAAUCCUGAUGAUCAUGCUGGAACUGCUAAGACACAUAAUAUUUACUCUCGUGAUUUCUCUGCUCCAACUGGGGAGGAUAAGAUGCAGGUUAGGCACUUUGGUCGUAGUCGAAGAGUAAAAUGGACUAAUCUUGACCAUGAAGACACAACUGAUGGGAAUUACCCGUUAGUGCUUCUUACUUAA